GCCCGUGUCGGUUGGUAAAUUUUAAAAUGCUUUGCAUACGCUUCUGCUCGUCGGGCCGCUUAAUGGCAAACAUUCAUCAUUUUUUUGGAUAUAAAUUUUUCUUGAUAGAUCGAGAAUUGUAAUCUACGUAAUAGCCAAAACUUUUAAAGUUGUUUUGGGUGAAAUAUUUAUUCCGUUAACGUGCACAGCUGUGUGGAUAUUUAUCUGCGAAGCCCUGCAGUUAUGUCUUCAUCGAAGGAAGAUGGGUUGUCCCCAGAAGAGCUGAGGAAAAGGCUUUAUCAGACUUUUAAAAACAGAGGAGUGCUUGAUACCCUCAAAGUGCAGCUGCGUAAUCAGCUCAUCCAGGAGUUAAAAUGUUCACAGGAACCAGCUCCCAGACCGGUACCGGACACAGAUGAGCCUCUUUUACUUUUAGCCUGUAACAGCAUCGUGUCAAAUCAUCUCGUUGCGUCAGGAUAUGAAUACACUCUUUCUGUGUUCUACCCUGAAUGUGGGUUAAGUAAGGACAAGAUUUUAAAGAGAGACGGCCUUCUUCAGAUUCUUAAAAUCCACCCUGCAUCACCCCACUACUCCUCCAUGGUAAAUACAGAAAUCAAUGAUAAAGGAUUUCUGUUCAGCCUUUUAAAACAUCUGACAAAUGAUUACCAUCCCAGCCUCUGUCAUGAUGUGGAAACUCAGACAACCAGCUUAUCGAGUUACGGAGAGUCUCUUGUCGAAAAGAUGAAAAUGAUCGAUAAGGAAUAUGAGAGCGUUAGUUUCAGUGAUGACAGAAUCUUUCCCUUUCAAUCAAAACUGGCUGCAUAUAGAAAAGAGACAGAAGCACAGAUGGAAGCAGAAAUGAACACAAAGCUGCAGCAUUUUAAAGAAGUGGAGAUUGCUAAGGUGAGAAUGGAAGAAAAAUCAAAGUUUCAUAAAGAAUUUGAUCGUCUGAAGCAAGAACUGGAGAGGAAUUAUGAAAUGAAGACAACGGUGCUGAUGGAGAGAGAGAAAAAUGCGAUUGAUCGGCUGCAAAAACAGCAAGAGAUUGAAGAAAAAAAUAUCUACCUGCAGAGGCAGGCGGUGCUGAAAGACAUCGAGUCUGUGCAUAACAGAGAGAACGAGCUGAGGAGGAGAAUGGAGGCUUUCGAACAGACCUGUCAAACUCAAGCAGAGAAGGUCCAAACUACUGAAGAGCUGCUGAGGAGGCGAGAACUGGCUGUGAAGACUAUGGAGGACACGUAUGACCAGAAGCUGAAGAACGAACUCGCCAGGUAUCAGCUGGAGUUGAAGGAGGAAUUUAUUAAAAGAACAGAAAGUCUCACAGAGAGCGAGAACAGAAACAAAGAGGAAGCUGCUCGAAUCCAGAAGGAGUCCGCUGUGAUUAACGCCACCUUAGCGGAGCACGACAAAGCCCGUUCAGAGCUAAAACGACGACAGAUGGAGUUAGAAACAGCAGAGCAACAGAUUUCCCUGCUGACUCAGCAGAAUAACGUGUUGAAGGAAAGACUGGAGAGCACGGGUGACUACCUUAGCUUGAAGAGAGAGAGGGCCGAGCUGCAGGGACAGGUGGAGCUGCUGAAGCAGCAGCUGGAGGGAGCCCAAGAGGAGAGCCGGCAGCUCCGUGCAGAAAUAAUCCGACCAUCUGAAGCCCAGCUGGCCUUGCAGAAGGAGCUCCAGAGGCUGCAGAACGCUCGCCGAGUGGACGAGGAAGACUUCAACAAUCAGAAACAGCUGCUGCAGAUGCAGCUGCAGAGCGAGGUGGAUCGAUGUGCUCAGCUCAAGGCUCAGCUCUUAGAGGGCGAGGAGAGGUCACAGUGGAUGACUAAAUACAUCGAUGACGUGAAGGCGCAGCUUCGACAAACUCAACAAGCUCUUGAAAAUGAAGUGCUGCGUCACCCCAAGCCCCUUCUUGUUGAUCGCUCUGUGCUGCUUCCUCACAACACCCGAGUGGACAGAGCUCAGCCGAGGACCGGGGUGGGUUCUGAUGAUGUUUGUGAAGCAGGUGGGCCGUCGAGAGGAUACCUGCCUCCUCAGGUCGAUUCCCCCGACUCUGACCUGGCAGAAGCCAAGGCCCGGAUCCAGGAGCUGCAAAAGGAGGCGGACAGGGUGGAGGAAGCUUAUCGGAGCAACCAGCAGAGGGCAGCGUACUCCACAGUCUCACAAAUGCUUCCACCAAAACCAGUUUCCCUUCAACACUGGUGUCACUCACAGUCUCCCGGCUUUCCUCUUAGAAAACAGGACUCUCACGUCCUCCCAACACACAAACCAAAGUCUUCACUAAAAACUGUUUCUCCUCAACGUGUUCAGACACCAAGUCUGGUUUCUCAUGACGCCAAACGCCUUUUCCCCCCGGCUCAUCUUGGAGUUACUGUUUCAGAAGACAAUGCUCUGCCCCUAAAGACAGCAUUCACUGACCUCAUGCCUCAUUUGUUGGCGGAAUCUGUACUUCCAAGAGAUGAAGGCUCUUCUUCCAGGAAGCUUCGGGAAGAAAACUCAGAAGAGGAAAUCGUGUCUCCGGUGGUUUUUCCUCCGCCGUUGUCCGACAGACUUCUUUCUGGUGCCCCCCUCUGCAAGGCGGGGGUCACAGGUGACUUUCCUGCUGAUCUCAGUCCUCCUCACAGUCCUCAGCUCAAGAGCACAGCUCGAGAGCAGCCCAGGUUUGCUCCUAUCUCUCUCAGUCCACCCAGCUCAGAGUCGUCUCCUCAGCCUGAGAAGAUAAACGUGGAAGAUCUCACAGGAACUGAUUCAGAGCCCGGACACAUUCCAAAGCUUCUCCUGGACACGGCUGUCCCUCUCCCCGAGGAGGCCCCUGAUGGUCCCUCCAGCCCCCACCCUCAGGACCUCCCAGGAGACCCAGCAGACGCGCACGGUCAAGCGGGUGACGCGUUUCCAGAAGUUCCUCAGGCUUCAGGUCAUUCUGCCAGAACAGAAGAGGAGGAAGACGGGGAGCAAAAGUGGGAAAGAGAGCGAAAAGAAAGAGAGGAACGGCGGCAGAGGGAGCGGGAAGAAGCUAAAGAGAGAGAGCUUCGAGAACUUGAACAAUUAGAGAUGCUUUCACAGCAAGAGGAGCAACUAGAAGGGGAGGAAGAAACAAAGGUGAAGAAAGAGGAGGAGGAGCAGGAGGAGGAGUCAAAAGGAGAAAAUCCCAUGGAGAAAUACAUGAUGGUCCUCCGGGCAGAGCAGAAGCAGAGUCCUGUCAGACAGGAAUCAGGGCAAACGAGCCCAGAGGAGAAGAGUUUAUCUGAGCAAAUAGAACAAAGCGUUGCUGCGUGUUCACUUAAAGAUGACGAGGAUGAUUUCUGGUGAGCUGGUUGUCCUCGAGUCGCGAGCUGAAAUCUGCUUUUGCUAAAUCAAAUGUUAAAUAAACACACUUUACAAAAAGUCA
This is a messenger RNA of Nothobranchius furzeri (turquoise killifish), 3364 nucleotides long. It is a transcript of the gene ofd1, whose product is annotated as OFD1 centriole and centriolar satellite protein. Gene Ontology annotation, cellular component: centrosome; ciliary basal body. The record is from RefSeq and is a predicted model, not a curated record. Gene Ontology annotation, biological process: epithelial cilium movement involved in determination of left/right asymmetry. NCBI's taxonomy places the organism in Eukaryota, Metazoa, Chordata, Actinopteri, Cyprinodontiformes, Nothobranchiidae. Gene Ontology annotation, molecular function: protein binding.